UCAUUUGUUUACUUACAGCCCCAGCACGCGGUUGACUCUCUGUAUAGCCGGUGAAUAUUCAUAUACAAAUACAUACAAACUCGUAGCGGUGCGUCUCAAAAUGUUGCAAGCUGUAAAAAAAUAUUCAAGUUUAUACAAAAUUGCAUUUAUUUGCGGCUUAAUUGCAGUGAGUUGUGUGAAUGAGGUCAAAAGUGUCGAGUUCUAUACUGAAAAGCCUGCCUUCCUGCCUUCAUGCAAAAUCUAUCAACCGGGUUUCACCAAAUGCUCUACAAAUACCGUACAGAAACUGAUUGAUCAGCUGGUAAUUGGUAUUCCUGAAGUGGUGGAAGAGUUUGGUCCUUUCGAUCCGAUGCAUGUGCAUGAUAUAUUCUUCAAGCAGGACAACAAUGAUGUGGCUACGGUACGCGCCAACUUAAGCGAAGUUUUCGUGAAGGGUUUCUCGAAGACAAUCAUUAAGGAGAGCAGAGUUAGUAAGAAGGACUUCAGCUGGGUUACCAAAAUUUUUCUACCCAAAAUGCGAUUGGAUGCCAUGUAUAAAAUGGAAGGACGAAUUUUAUUGAUACCCUUAAAAGGCGCCGGCAAAAUGUUCAUAGAAAUUGAUAAUCUCGACAUUAUACUCUAUACGAAGACCCGCCUAUUCGAGAAAGCUGGCUUCACUUUCGACAAUGUCACUGCAGUACGUGUGGACUUGAAUAUGACACGCGUGCGCACUAAUUUCGAAAAUAUUUUCAAUGGACACAGCAAAGAGGUGGAGCGUAGCACAAAUGAAUUUUUCAAUGAGAAUUGGCGAGAUUUCUAUGAAGCACUCAAACCGAUUAUUAUCGAAACAGUGGAGACUAUACUUUACGAUAUCAUGCACAAGGUGUUCAUUUUGAUACCUGCUAAUUUCUUUGUUGAGGACAUACCCACCUCGGCACAAUUAUAUGGCUCAACUAAUAGCACAAUUAAGCAUUUAAUCACUGAGCAGAAAUAGAAAUGGAAUUGAGAUAAUAAAACGUGUAUUUUUUACCAUUGUUUUUAUGAUUUA
Messenger RNA from Anastrepha ludens (Mexican fruit fly), 1027 nucleotides. Its product is annotated as protein takeout-like. The coding region runs from base 101 to 973 and encodes 290 amino acids. The transcript has 5 exons. The record is from RefSeq and is a predicted model, not a curated record. Lineage: Eukaryota; Metazoa; Arthropoda; Insecta; Diptera; Tephritidae.